Neltuma alba is the source of this 2733-nucleotide messenger RNA. RefSeq names its product increased DNA methylation 2. The transcript is spliced from 3 exons. Lineage: Eukaryota; Viridiplantae; Streptophyta; Magnoliopsida; Fabales; Fabaceae. Gene Ontology annotation, cellular component: nucleus. Bases 1257 to 2519 code for a protein of 420 amino acids. The record is from RefSeq and is a predicted model, not a curated record.
GGGAUCCCAUCGAAUCGAUGCACCUUGGAUGGGAUUUGGGGUUUAAUGCCCGCGGACGACGCGAUUCCCGGAAAUCGCUGCCUGCUACUCCCAACGAAAGGUGGCGUCGCCAUCUCCACAUUUCAGUUUCUGGCGCUUGGCUUCGCUUUCUAUUGCAUUACCAUAAAGUUGGAAGCCUUGAAAUAAUGCAUGGUCUGUGCUGGCGUGCUAAUUAUAUUUUAUUCACAACAGGGCACCUACAACUCUUAGCUCUUUUUCACUUCUCGUAUUUCAAAUAUAUAUCAGCGUGGUAAAGUUGUUUAAUCAACUGGGUGUGCUUUACCGCCCAAGAAUUGUAUCAAUUAAUAUAAAAUCUUCACUAUUCCUUCCACCUUUUUCUGAAUGCUGUUUUGUACUACUGCUAGAUAGAGCCUGUUGACGUUUUUCACUUCCAAUAGCAUCAGUGUUUUCCUUUCUUUUUUUUAAUUUACUGAAAUUUUGUUUGUUUGUUUUCAGAAUUGAUUUGCAUUGGUUCUAUCUGAACUAGUGUUUAUAUGUACGACUUGGGGUCAUCGAUAGGAUUGGCGUUUAAUGGAUUUGAGUUGAUAUUGCAUUGAUGUUUGGGGCCAUUCACUAUGUUUUGAGCUGAGCAAUUAUUUUGUUGGUUUUUGCCUUAUCCCUGUAUUUUUAUGGUUGGCAAAAUGGGUGAAAAAAGACUAAACUUGGGUGGAUUUGAGACAGUGGACAUUCCGUUUGUAGUGAUGGGGUUGCUUUAACCAUCGUAUUUAGGCGAUAUGAUUGUCACUUUAGUAUAAAUAAAUUGAUUUUCCCAGUUCGCUUUGUUGAAUAUGGGCUUUGCUUCUUUGUCUAAUUUCUAAGAUGGUAAAAUUUUAAUCUUGUAAUAUAGCCUAUUAAAUGUUAUGAAAUCGUCUUUCAGCUGAAAGUUUGCAAAUCAAGCAUACGAGAGAAGCUUCAAGCGUGUGUGCCGUGUGAAACUGAAAGGCAACACCAUAGAAGGAUAAACUGAUCAAAUGGUUUGUUGAUGCUUAAGUCUUGAAACAUCUGAUGCAAAUAGCAGCAAUGACGACAGAUCUAUUACCAACUAAUUUUUACCUGGAUAAGCCAAUUCUUAUUGGCAAAAGAUUUUGAUGGGACGUUUCAAUGGGCGGUGGCUAGUGCUUUUGCGGUCCCUCUUUUUCGGCUGCUUGAUCUCAUUUCCUGUUGUUCCUUUGUAAUUCCCUUUAGAAUCUGGAUUUCUGUGAUAUAGGAUUGCUCCAAUGGAUGGCUCAUCUCAGGCUGUAGAAGAAUCUCCUGUUACAGUAGGACCGGGAUCAACUAAGUUAAAAAGGGGAACAAUUAAUGAUGAUCAGUGUUUUCUCUUGUACUUUAUUAUGGGCACCUACUUUGGUCCUAAUAUUAAAGGGGAGAGGAACCCAAAAUCUGUUCUGCAAAGGAUAGCUGAGGGGCUUCCUCCAUACACAUCUGAUCAACUAACAAAUUCUUUCAUGAGAAUUGUGGAAUUAGAGCACAUCUACUACUAUGUGCUUAAGAAGGCAGAUAAAUCAGUUAUUGUCAAGUUAACCUUGUUGCGUCAAUUCUUUCAAGGUAAUAUUUCUUGUCCAGUUCACCAUAGUGCUGCCAAGUACCCACAGUAUGCUGAUUUGUUUCCUCCUGAACUGCAUCCUCAAUCUCUGUCGAAAAAACGAUCUAAAAUCAUUGAGAACAUUGUAUUUAUUAACAACCCAGAAACCUCUUACAUCAACCCUGAUGACAUUGAAAGGUUCAGGAGGCUAAGUGGACUAGAGGAUUUCCAUCUGAGCAGAUGUCCUGUGAGAUCACAUACUUCUCUUGAUGGCAGUUCUCAAUAUGAUGUACAAGAGGAUGAUCAUAAUGGAAAAAUGCCACCCAUCCAGUCUAGCUGCAAUUCUCAAAAAGCAGGAGGCAGUAAAAGAAAUUACGCUAACUUGGAUCCUUUGCAACAUGUCCAUGCUUCAGCGCCUAUGAGUGGCGCGCCAUAUGAUGGUACAGAUAUGAUGUCUAAUUACAUGACUCCAUUGCAACCUGAAGAAGACUCUGACCCUGAGAGAGUUGGUCCAGCUAUGAUAUUUCUUCCUUCUCACCCAACCAAAAAGGAAUUGUCUGAAAUUGUGGCUGCUACGAAGAGAGGAUUUGCGUUGACAGGAAGUGCAGCUGUGAGGCAGGCAGGACCAAUCAUGGGACUUAUGGACAUUGGAGAAUGCGACGACUCAUAUCUGUUCCGUGUAUCUCUCCCUGGAGUGAAGAGGGAUGAAAGUGACUUCAGUUGUGAAGUUGACACUGAUGGUAAAGUAUUGAUACGGGGAGUGACUACAACAGGGGAGAAGACAGUAUGCAGGUACUCUCAGGUGUUUGAGAUGCAAACCCAGAACCUUUGUCCGCCUGGCCAUUUUUCCAUCUCAUUUCAGCUGCCUGGCCCAGUUGAUCCCUGUCAAUUUUCUGGUAACUUCGGCACUGAUGGGAUCCUUGAAGGAAUUGUUAUGAAAGGGGGGAAUACAAACUGACAAGUUUUUGCCUUAUUAGGAAGAAUCUAUGACCUUCCUUUCUUCCAGCUAUGCAGGUUACUGCAAAUUUACCCAAGUUGAUGUAAAGAUCAUGGGGUUUAGAAUGACAAAAUUUAACAGUGCAUCUGUCUUUUUCACAUUUUUGGACGCUUCAUAGUUGGUGUUGACGUAGCGGCCAUGGUAUGAUUGAAUCCAUUCGCAGAUAUCUUCUGGA